Molecule: messenger RNA, 309 nt
Organism: Carlito syrichta (Philippine tarsier)
Lineage: Eukaryota; Metazoa; Chordata; Mammalia; Primates; Tarsiidae
Product: C-X-C motif chemokine 11-like
Exons: 4
Coding region: 1-309 (102 amino acids)
Biological process (GO): inflammatory response; antimicrobial humoral immune response mediated by antimicrobial peptide; chemokine-mediated signaling pathway
Cellular component (GO): extracellular region
Molecular function (GO): CXCR chemokine receptor binding; chemokine activity
Source: RefSeq, a predicted model, not a curated record
AUGAGCGUGAAGGACAUGGUGAUAGUUGUGGCUGUGAUAUUCUGUGCUACAAUUGCUCAAGGUAGAUGGUUUCCCAUGUUUCGAGGGGGACGUUGUCUUUGCAUAGGCCCUGGAGCAAAAGCAGUGAAGGUGGCAGAUAUUGAGAAAGCCUCCAUAAUUUACCCAAGUAACAACUGUGACAAAACAGAAGUGAUUGUCACUCUAAAAGAACAUAAAGGACAACGAUGCCUAAAUCCCAGAUCAAAGCAAGCGAAACUCAUAAUCAAGAAACUUGAAAGAAAGAAUUUUUUAAAAUACCAAAAUGUAUGA